Durio zibethinus is the source of this 2236-nucleotide messenger RNA. RefSeq names its product amino acid transporter AVT6A-like. Gene Ontology annotation, cellular component: membrane. NCBI's taxonomy places the organism in Eukaryota, Viridiplantae, Streptophyta, Magnoliopsida, Malvales, Malvaceae. Gene Ontology annotation, molecular function: L-amino acid transmembrane transporter activity. The record is from RefSeq and is a predicted model, not a curated record. Gene Ontology annotation, biological process: amino acid transmembrane transport.
UUUUCAUGUUGCCGUACAUACAACAUUUUGCCGUGUAGUUUCUCUCUUCUAUUCCUUCUUUAUAAAUCAACUACAGACCACAAUUGAGGGGACUUAUAUCAACACUUUUUUCUUAGAUUUCUGGUUGUUGGGUCUCCCUCAAUUCUUCAUUCCAAAGCUCAUAUAUUUUGAUUGUUUUUCUUUCCGGAUUUGGUCAAAAGUUGGCUUUUCUUUUCUGGGUUUGGCUUCAAUUGUUCCUUUUGUGCUUGUAUUAGAUUCAGUUCAAGGAAAUAUUAAUUGGGUUUUUAAGGUUUUGUUGAUUGGAAAUUUGGAUUGGUUUCUUUUCUUGGAUUUUGAUAUCAAAGACUCAACCUUUUUAAUUGUAGAUUAUAUAAGUAGUCUUUAAUUGCAAAAAUCUCUGUAUAUUAAAUUCAUUUAUUGGUUAUUUUGGUAAUCUAUCUGGAAAAUUUUACCUUUUAUCGUAGAAGAUUUGGAAAAUCUUCUCUUUUUCCGACCUCAAAAGGGUACAAGGUUUGAAUUUUGUUGCAGAUUUUUAGGAGUGUGCGCAAGGAGGGUUUUAGGCCGUAAGGUGGUUUAUAUUUUCUUAUAAAGUUGAAUCUUUGAGAGAUUUAGGUGAUUUAAAAGAUGACAAUUGGGGAUAUAACACCAAAGAAGGAGAGAAAGUCAAGGAGGAGCAAACAUGUGGUUGAUGAUAAAGCUCCCUUGCUGCCAAAACGACAAGAUGAAGAUUCUGGUUAUGAUGAAUUUAAUGGAGCUUCUUUUACUGGCGCAGUGUUUAACUUGUCUACAACAAUUGUUGGUGCUGGGAUCAUGGCCUUGCCUGCUACAAUGAAAGUUCUGGGACUGAUUCUUGGGAUUGCUAUGAUCAUCUUUAUGGCAUUCUUAACUGAUGCCUCAAUUGAGUUCUUGCUUAGGUUUAGUAGGGCUGGAAAAACAACUUCUUAUGGAGGUCUUAUGGGAGAUGCUUUUGGGAAGUAUGGAAGAAUCUUUUUGCAAAUCUGUGUAUUGGUCAACAACAUUGGUGUACUCAUUGUUUACAUGAUUAUUAUUGGUGAUGUGCUUUCUGGUACAUCAUCAAGUGGAGUUCACCAUGCUGGUGUCCUUGAAGGGUGGUUUGGAGAACACUGGUGGAAUGGGCGUACCUUUGUUCUUAUUGUUACAACCCUGGGCAUCUUCUCUCCGUUGGCAUGUUUUAAGCGGAUUGAUUCCUUAAGAUUUACAUCUGCCUUAUCAGUUGCUCUGGCAGUUGUUUUUCUUGUCAUUACUGUGGGAAUAGCAAUUGUCAAGUUGAUUAGUGGAACUAUAAUGAUGCCUAGAUUGCUACCUGAUGUCACUGAUUUGAGCUCAUUCUGGAAACUCUUCACUGUAGUCCCUGUUUUAGUCACUGCAUAUAUCUGCCACUACAAUGUUCACAGCAUAGAUAAUGAACUGGAAGACUCUACGCAGAUAAAGCCAGUUGUGCGAACAGCACUUGCUUUAUGCUCAACCGUUUACAUAAUGACAAGCUUUUUUGGAUUCCUCCUAUUCGGUGAUGCAACAUUGGAUGAUGUGCUUGCCAACUUUGAUACUGACCUUGGUAUUCCCUAUAGUUCGCUUCUUAAUGACGCUGUUCGUGUUAGCUAUGCUGCUCACCUCAUGCUUGUAUUCCCCAUUGUCUUCUAUCCACUGCGACUCAACAUGGAUGGCCUCCUCUUCCCUUCUGCAAGGCCUUUAGCUCUGUCUAAUAUGAGGUUUGCUUUUAUUACUGCUGGACUCAUCACAGUUAUCUUCUUGGGUGCAAAUUUUAUACCCAGCAUCUGGGAUGCUUUCCAAUUCACUGGAGCAACUGCUGCAGUUUGCCUUGGGUUCAUUUUUCCUGCUGCUAUUACUCUCAGGGAUCGGCAUUUUAUAGCAACGAAGAAGGGCAAGUUCUUAGCACUUUUCAUGAUUGUCGUUGCUGUAUUUUCAAACUUGGUUGCUAUAUAUAGUGAUGCCUAUGCUCUUUUAAAGAAGAAUUCUGGAACAGGACUCAGGGCAUGAUCUAUCUGGAUCUUUCCCUUGAUAGCAGGGAAGGAGAUUUAUGGUCAUGUUUCCAUUGAAGAGACCUGCUUUAUAGAAUCAUUUGAUAUCAAAUUUGAAACUUCGUGUUUUUGAAGGAGGUUUCGUAAUCUAUUUAAUGAGAUGAACUUUUCUUCCAGUGUUUAAAAGUUAGAUUGUUAGGGAAGUGUACGGACUGUUAUACACCAUCCCCCCCCCC